Molecule: messenger RNA, 468 nt
Organism: Lactuca saligna
Lineage: Eukaryota; Viridiplantae; Streptophyta; Magnoliopsida; Asterales; Asteraceae
Source: the annotation of a GenBank genome assembly
AUGGUGGCAUCCAGCGGAUGGGUUUCGGUGGUCACAGCAGCGACUGAAUCAGAGAGGGAAAAAAGUCAUUCACGGCGAGGGGUUAUCGUGUCCGUCACUGCAAUGACCACGAUGGGUCACAAUACCGAAUCUCAAAAUUAUUCGCAACCCUCGUCUUCGAGGUCAGCAACAUUGACGACGUCUCGGAGUGCUGUUAACUUCUUAACAGAUGGCAACGGUGGAAUGGUUGGCGGAAUCGCAGCAAUGGCGACGCACCAGAACCGCUCUUCUUUAACCAUGAAAGGCAGCAGUGACGGCCAUGGUCUGUCAUCGUUGGCAAUGGAACAACACCCCCUGAAUGUCUUGCUAGUAGCAGCAGUUCACGGUGGACUUUGGUGGUCGAUAGCGGCGGCUGAAAGAGACGGAAGCAUAAGGUGGCGGUUGGGAGGAAUAUUAGGGUUAGGGUUACAUGGGGUGUUGUGGCUAUGA